Molecule: messenger RNA, 5370 nt
Organism: Chelmon rostratus (copperband butterflyfish)
Lineage: Eukaryota; Metazoa; Chordata; Actinopteri; Chaetodontiformes; Chaetodontidae
Gene: st6gal2a
Product: ST6 beta-galactosamide alpha-2,6-sialyltranferase 2a
Exons: 7
Coding region: 293-1909 (538 amino acids)
Molecular function (GO): sialyltransferase activity
Source: RefSeq, a predicted model, not a curated record
UGUGGAUGUGGAUGUCCUCUCCGGGAGCAGAGGCGAGCCAAACCGAGCCGCAUGCUUGCCGUGCAACAAGACGAACAGGAGCGAAAUGGACCGCCGGACAGCAGCAGCAGCAGAACCAUCCAGUGAGGACCGGCACAGUUUUUAGGGUCCUGUUAUAAUCUGGAGGACACACAGACAUGAAGAAAUAGAAGCACCAGUUGAGGCCCUCCAGCUGACCUCUGGGCUAAGUCCUGGCCGCGGGGCUUUGUUGUUGGUGGGCCAUCUGAACAGGCGUGUAUGUGAGUGAGAGGUAAUGAAGUCCAGCAUGAGGCAGUGGCGGAGGCUGGUGCUGGUGGGAAUGCUGGCCUGGGUUCUCCUCUUCCUCGCCCUCCUCUCCUACUUCCUGGAUGCUCGUGUAAAUGAGCCCCUGACCUCUGCUGGCUCUUUACUCUCCCAGCACCCUGACACCCGUCGCCUGGCCUCUAUACAGGCCUCCCAUCAACAGCACACCAGCCUGGGCUCCCGUGCUGAACUGGCUUCCACCUUAACUACAACCUACCCCAGAGAGGAGCCCUCUGCCAGCUCCACGACCCCAGAGUUCAGCCUGGAGGUGAGCCACAGCCCCAACAGUGCUCCCUACGCCAUUUAUGGUGGCCAGGAGGCCAGCCACCAGGACUACUUGGAUCCACAGAGCCUGGCUGCCUGGUCCUCCUUUGGUACAGAAAAUGUGGGUUCUCACUCAGACUCUGCAGUACAGAGUCGUGAGAGAACUUCCCAGACCACAGAGGACCAGAACCAUGUCAGCACCACACGUCACCGCAGUGUUGAGGAAGAAGAUGAAGAUGAGAGGGAGAAUGAAGAUGAAGAACUAGGAAACAGGAUGAGGACUACAGCAGGCAGGAGGGCUGGUGGUGACUCCUCUGAUCUGGAGGAAUAUUACUUCUCCAAGUCAGCCUCUGUGGUGCAGCGGCUGUGGCGGGGCCGCGUGUCCGCCGGCAUGCUAAGUCCUCGGCUGCAGCGCGCCAUGAAGGACUACGUCAGUGCCAACAAACACCACGUUUCCUACAAUGGGCAUCGCAGAGUCGCCCAGAGCGCUAAAGAGCUGCUGUGUCAAAUGAAGGCCCAGGCCCGGCUGAGGACAGUGGACGGGUCGGAGCAGCCCUUCUCCUCACUUGGUUGGGCUCAUCUUGUUCCGUCUCUUCCCCUGGAACAAGUGUACAGGCAGCAGGACCAGAGCAGCUUCAAGACCUGUGCGGUGGUCACCUCGGCUGGUGCCAUCCUGCGCUCAGGACUGGGCAAAGAGAUUGAUACGCAUGAUGCAGUUUUACGGUUCAACGCUGCACCUACAGAGGGAUAUGAGAGGGACGUGGGGAACAAAACCACCAUCCGUAUCAUCAACUCGCAGAUUUUGGCCAAUCCUAAGCAUCGAUUCAACACAAGCUCAAUCUAUAAGAAUGUGACCCUCGUGGCUUGGGACCCUGCCCCUUACACUGUCAACUUACACAAGUGGUAUGCCAGUCCCGACUACAACCUGUUCGGUCCGUACGUGGAGCACCGCAAGCUCCAUCCUGGACAGCCCUUCUACAUCCUUCACCCCAGCUAUGUGUGGCGACUCUGGGAUGUGAUUCAGGGCAACACUCAGGAGAAUAUCCAGCCCAAUCCUCCCUCGUCUGGCUUCAUAGGCAUCCUCCUAAUGAUGGCGCUGUGCGAGCAGGUGCAUGUGUACGAGUACAUUCCCUCAAUGAGGCAGACGGACCUUUGCCACUACCAUGAGCGUUAUUAUGAUGCCGCCUGUACGCUGGGUGCCUACCACCCCCUCCUGUACGAGAAGAGCCUGAUCCAGCGGAUCAACAACGGGCCCGAGAGUGACCUCAGGAGGAAGGGACGAGUCACUCUUCCAGGCUUCAGCACCGUCAACUGUGACAUCUGAGAUAUGAAACCUGACCCUCUGAGCCCGGACGUAUACACACACUCUGGCCGUUUCUGGCUGAGUAAGGGAGAGGUGCAAUAAAUCCACUGGAGACAAGGAGGCUGGAGCUUAGAAGUUUCAAAUUAGAACCAUGAAGAACAUAAGCCAUAGCCCUCCAGGGAGGGAUCAACGUGGGGGCUUCUGAAAGAACUUGUCUUCAUCAAGAUGGUUUACUAGACCAGAGACUGGCAGGAAGAGUCUCUGAGACGGAGCUGAAAAAGACGUUUCUCUCUGCUUUAGCUGAGCCACGUUAGCGGUGGAGCUGACUAGGGUAGCAACAGAUCAGUGUUUUUAGAUAGACACGUGAAUUUUCAAUAACGGUGUGUUUCAAUGGUGUAAACUGUGUUUUUCAAUAGUAUGAGUGGUUCUCCACUUAAAGGAAAGGCCGCUGUUUAUAGCAGUGGAUAUCUGUGAUUUUUCUUUUUCUACUGGUCCAAAGGGUUGUGAAUAAGCAGUCAUCCAAGCUGAAUGUCAUAAAUGCAACAUACACUCUCAAAUAUACACACAUUCACACUAACGCAUCACUGUACAUUUCAUCGCCCUGCAGCAGGUGAUCCUGUUUGACAUUCCUCUGAUUAUCUCCUUGUGUAAUCAGAAAUUGUUUCGUGUUGUCACGCUGGGUUUAUUUCUCACGACUGAUGUUCUAAUGCCUAAUACUAAACUACUCUCCUGUGCAUGCAAACCUGCCAGCUCACUACCACCAGUUUCUCACUCCCUGGUCACACGUCUAGGACGUUUCAUCAUUCAGUGUCAAGAAGGCUGACUCUCUGUUGAUAGCCCACAGGAUGCGAGGCACUGGUUGUCCUUUUUGGAUUCAUCCUACUUGUAGUAACUUUUUUUUUUUUUUUUUAACUAACGGCAUAAUCAAAUCAAAAUGAAUGGGGCCAAAAUGAGAACAAACCGGUGCUCAGAACAGCCGUAACCCUGUGCCUAGUGGUCAGCUGAACACUUUCCUCGGGUUGCCUUGUCACUGUUCAGAUACAUGCAGUACAUACUUUGGCAGGACUGCAGUAACAUAGAGUUUAUUGCUGCGAGAGAUGUGGAGCAGUUGAUAUUGCUGAAGCGAGCUGUAUCAGGGGAUUCUCAGCUCUGCACUCAGCAAUCACCAGCCCCUGUUUGUGACAGUUCACUCUUUAUUGAAUGUAAUUUUACCACUGCGUGUAAUGGCCAAACCCUCCCUGGAGCUCACCACUGCAGUGUGGUCUGCGUCUGUGAGGGGUUAUUUCUUUGUCACGUAACAGCAUGAAGCUCAUUUCCUACAACCAUAAAUAUCUCAUAUUUCCUCAAUCCUCUAAUGCUGGUCUGUACCUGUCCAAAGCUCAGAGUGGGCACGAUUAUAAAAGAGGAAUCUGAGCCGGUGAUGUCAUCAGAUUUCUUUUGUCUGCAGGUAGGAUGGUUUUUAUGUUUACAGUCAGUCAGUGCCACAUCUGCAGCAAGCUCUAGAGGUAUUAGUUGAGCACAGAGAGGAGAGUUGUUAGUUAUGAUUUUUGCCGCAGACAUUCAGUCAGAAAAAUCUUGCCUAUAACAGAGAUUUUUAUUGCUACAUGUGCUAUUCUACAAACUGUUCUUGUGCCAUUGGUUGUGGUUUGUAAUAAGAUGUGAAAACCAGUGACGGAAAUGCUUUGAAUAAUCUGAUGUUUGUCGAAUUAGAUGGCUCUGUGGUGGUAGUAUGUAGAUGAUUCCGGGGCUUAGCAUUACUUAGUGUUUAUUAGGGCUGGGUGUCAUUCAAAAUGUAUCAGUACUACUAUAAACACAUACUGUGAUGAUUACAAAACAACAAAACUUUUAAAAAGACAGAAACAAGCAUCUGACGCCAAUUUUUAAUACCAACAUGCAGAUUAACUCUCCUGUUGUGGGAUUUGAUAUUGCAACACAGAUGAUACUGUAUAUCAUGAUCCAGUAAGUCAAAUAAAACAGCCCCGCCCACUUCUCAACUAAACAGCACCACAAACCGCAGCCGCAAACUGAUCAUACAGUUAAAUCGACACCUCCCUAAAAGCAGAACAUCAUAACCUUCGUGACGACAGGAUUUAUUGGGGGGGCUGUUGCAUUUGACUGCAUGAUUCAGUGAAUUGCAUACAUGAUAAAGGUAUUUCAUCACAUUGAUGCAAAAAUCCUGUAAGGUCAGUGUUGGCAUGUAGGAGUUCCUCUCAGUGAUUUGCAGUUUGUACAGUAAUAUCUCUGAUACUGACAACAGGUCUCGUGUUACAUAUAUGGUCGCAUACUUGCUGACAGUGUAAAAAGUACUUAGGUGUGAUACCCAGCCCAGUUUCAGGUGGAUUGUUUGACAUGCCAUUAGAAGAGCAAGGAGCCCAGUGAGGUCACUGGAACUGUUAGAUGUCCGUAACAGAGGUUUAAAAAACUUUAGGAGAUUCACCAUUCAUUCUGAAUCCCGCUCUGCUGUAGGUUUUAUGUUGCUCUGUUGAGAUAAAUGAUCAGUUUUUGUUUGUUUAUUUUAAUUUUUUUUUUUUUUUGCUUGUGAUUGUAAACACACUGAAGGUGCAAAAACCCUGAACAUAUUGUACAUGUAUAUUCCUGAUAACUUUGAUUACUUUCCGAUGCACAGAGCAUGCAAAUCAGGAUCAGGGCUAAGAGUCUUAAACUGUCUGUGCUGUACCGUGCUGCAAGUAGACACCAUGUCAUUAAUGUCGUGAGAGGCGAUUGUCCUAGAAGAUUGUUUUGGUUUUUUUUCUUAAGUGGUGUUUUACAGAUUUUAGUGCAUGCUUGUGGACAGGGACAUCACAUCCAGCUGCGGUGCAGUUGUUUAGUAGUUCCCAGGGAGCACUCGAUUAAGUGCAACGGCUUCUGGCAACUUCGUGUCCACAUCUUAAUAUUGUGCCAAAUUCUAUUUUUAGUUGUGUCUCAGCAGGAUGGGCUGAGCGUGGGAAGAGGACUAAAGAGUGAUAGCAGGACUUCUAAGGUGCUAUUGCUUCUCUCUGGGAUGCUUAAUGUGGAAUAUAAUUUGAUUUUGAAUCCUCUUCAAAACGACCAUAUCCCUGCCAGUAUUAAAUACCAGGACAUUGUACUGUAACUGUAAUGUUUGACCAGUGGUCAUGUGGUGAGAAGAUUUGCAGACACUGUUGAUUACAUUUUGCCCUCUCCGCCUCUCCAGUCACGUCUUGUUUUUACUCAGAAUUGUGGGAAUUGCUGCACCACACUGCCUCUGAAUGAUUGUUCAAGUUUUAAGUUUUACAUUUCCUUCCUUCCUGCAGUAUUCCUGAAAAGAGGAAAAGAAAAACAAGCAUCCAUGACUGACUAAGAGUGAAGGUCUUGUUUCACUUUAAACAGCCUUAGGGUGUUCUUCUUGACUUUGAUUUGUCAGUGAAUUCUCUUCUUACACUUGAAUUGGUAUUUAAAUAGACCAUUUGUAUGAUUUCAGCUGUUGUAAUUUGUCUUUUUUUACUGUGUAAAUAAAGCUGUUG